Macrosiphum euphorbiae (potato aphid) is the source of this 1371-nucleotide messenger RNA. Lineage: Eukaryota; Metazoa; Arthropoda; Insecta; Hemiptera; Aphididae. The record is from the annotation of a GenBank genome assembly.
AUGCCCCAUGUGGAUUCCUUGAGUCGUUACCCAGUGUGCAUGUCCAUCCAGAGAAGUGAGUUCCUGUUACGGUUGGUAGCCGCACAACAAGGCGACCCUGAUAUUCGGACUAUCAUGAAUGCACCAGUGGCUGGGAAAUAUGUAAUCAAGAGUGGCAUUCUACACGAAGUAUGUGAUGGUAACGACUUACCAGUGAUUCCCAGGAACAUGCAGACUGAGGUUAUUAGGAAUGCCCAUAACGUAGGCCAUUUUGGAGUCACCAAAACUGAAAUGUUAGUACGUCGUGAAUACUCAAUUGUUGGGUUAAAGGGGAAAAUUGAAUCUGUAAUUAGAAAUUGUGUCGCGUGUAUCUUAAUGAAUAGAAAGCAAGGCAGGCAGGAAGGUUUCCUUCACCCUAUUGAUAAGGGAGAUGCACCGCUGAUGACCUGGCACCUUGAUUUUUUAGGACCAAUGGAGGCAACGUCAAAAGGGUAUAAGCAUAUAUUGGCUGUAAUAGAUGGGUUAUCAAAAUUUUGCUGGCUAUUCCCUACAAAGAGCACUGCAGCGUCGGAGGUUAUUGAUCGUUUGUCACAGUUGGAGGUGACAUUUGGUAAUCCUGAACGUAUUGUGUCUGAUCGUGGAACAGCGUUCACAUCAAACAAUUUCGAGCAGUAUUGCAAAGACCGGAAUAUUAGACAUAUAUUAAUUACCACAGGCAUGCCCCGUGGAAACGGACAGGUUGAACGACUCAAUGCUAUAAUUAUUAAUGUGUUGGCCAAGAUGUGUAUCGACCAACCAGGAAAGUGGUAUCGACAAGUGGGAAAAGUGCAGAUGGCAAUAAACGGAUCAGUGCAGAGGUCUAUAGGCAUGACUCCAUUCAAGCUAACUUUUGGUGUGGAGAUGCGUCAUGCUGACUUUGCGUCACUAAGGGAAGCUAUAGAGGAAGAGUACAUACAUUGGUAUGAAAGUCAACGAGAAGAGGACCGUCAGCGAGCCAAGGAUCAAAUUGCCAAGGCCCAAGAAGAGCAACGCAAGACCUUCAACAAACGUAGGAAGGAAUCUGAGUCAUAUUGUAUAGGUGAUUUGGUAGCUAUCCGUAGAACACAGUUCCUACCAAUGUCUAAGCUUGCAAGAAAAUAUCUGGGACCCUAUCGUAUCGUCGGCAGAAGGGGCCCAAAUCGUUUUGAAGUGUGGAGAGUAGGCGACGGUGAAGGACCAAACAAGACAUCCACUGGUACUGACUUCAUGAAGCCCUGGUGUCCAACAAUCAAUCAUGAGGAAGAAGAUGCAGCCGAGGCGGAUGCUGUUCAGUCUGGGGAAGAUGUGGGGUUGAGUUGCCCACUAGAGAGAGGGUCGGUUCCUGAUACAGCUAAGGUGGUGGGGAAGAGCUAG